Molecule: messenger RNA, 2652 nt
Organism: Pseudophryne corroboree (corroboree frog)
Lineage: Eukaryota; Metazoa; Chordata; Amphibia; Anura; Myobatrachidae
Gene: TDRD3
Product: tudor domain containing 3
Exons: 14
Coding region: 179-2407 (742 amino acids)
Cellular component (GO): nucleus
Molecular function (GO): protein binding
Source: RefSeq, a predicted model, not a curated record
AUAGUUCGCUGUCACCCAUUGUUGUAGGUGUCGUCAUAAGUGAGCGACGUGCGUGGCCCGAUGAGGUGUCACCGUACCCAGGCACCCGAGUAUUAGCGAGUAGCCUGACUGCUGUACUUACCGAGACCGCUGUGUAGCCGGUGAGGGGAGCUUACGGGACGCCGCGGAGACUGGAGAUAUGGCAGACGUGAGCAGUGCAUCCCUCUGCCAGGAGGAAGGAUGGUAUCUAUCUGAAGAGGGUUUUGAAUCUUGUAGGAAUUCAUCAGAUAAAGUAAACAAAAGUGCUGUUAUACAUGCUGCUCUCAAUACAGACCUUAGAAACAUUGGGAAGAAAUUUCUCCCCAGCGACAUCAACGGAGGAAAAGUAGAGAAGGUAGAUGGUCCCUGUGUUCUACAAAUUCAGAAAAUCCGUAAUGUGUCUGCUCCAAAAGAUAAUGAAGAAUCUCAGGCAGCUCCCAGAAUGCUUCGUUUACAGAUGACUGACGGACAUACAGCUUGCACAGCCAUAGAGUUUAGUUACUUGUCGAAAGUCAGCUUGAACACUCCGCCUGGCACAAAAAUAAAGCUAUUAGGAACUAUUGAAGUAAAAAAUGGAUUCCUGCUCCUGGAUGACACCAACACUGUCGUGCUUGGAGGUGAAGUGGAACAGCUCAUAGAGAAAUGGGAGCUGCAGAGGAGUUUAUCCAAACACAGUAGAAGCAAUAUUGGGACGGAAGGGGGACCUCCACCAUUUGUGCCUUUUGGACAGCAACGUGCAUCUGCUACUUCGGUUGACAGCAAAGAACUUGAUAGCCGAAAAACACUGCAAACAUCUAGUGUCACAAAAGCGGUGGGGGAAAAUGAUGAGUUUGAAAAACAAAGGACCGCUGCCAUUGCUGAAGUAGCAAAAAGCAAAGAGACCAAGACAUUUGGAGGAGGUGGUAAUGCUGGAAGCAAUCUCAAUGCAGCUUCUGGAGGGAGUCGUAAUAGGGAAGUUUUCCAGAAAGAGAAAAUAAUCAGAAGUGAAGGAAAAUCAGAAGGAGUUUAUCGUGAACUGGUUGAUGAGAAGGCAUUGAGACACAUCACAGAGAUGGGCUUCAGUAAAGAGGCAGCCAGACAGGCACUUAUGGACUACAGCAACAAUUUAGAGGCAGCUUUAAAUUUCCUGCUAGCUGGCAGCAAACCUAAGCCUCUUCAAGGCCCGCCGGUGCGAGGAAAAGGGAGAGGUCGCGGAAGAACACGUGUGGAAGAGGAUGAUGCAUUAACAAGUGCCAGACCUUCUGCACCAAGUACUCUCUUUGACUUUCUGGAAUCCAAAAUGGGAAGUUUCUCAGUUGAAGAUAACAGACCACAAGUUCAGCAUCAGAGCCAAGGACAGAACAGAGUUCAAAAUUUAGAGCAAAAUGGAGUAAAGGAUUACAGCCAACCUCGUCAGUUUAAUCGCAAUGAUGCCAGAGUCCCAAGGAAUGAAAAACCACCUCGAUUUCAGAGGGAAAAUCAUACAUCUAGGCAAUUUGAAGGUAAUGGACCUCCAAGAAGUCGGGGUCCAGAAAAAAAUAGUUCUUUUGGUCCAGAGCAAUGGAUGGAUGAUAGGAGUAAGUGUGAAAGAGGAUAUUCAAGAAAUGAUAGAUUAAAGGAUUUUUCACAUCCUUCCAUUUAUCAAAAUGAUGGUUCUUUUAAAAAGAGAGAUAAUACUAUGCAAAAUCGGACCAUAAAAGGUCCCAACAUUUAUGAAACUAAAGAGGAUACUAGCAUUCAGAAUAAUACAGAGGCUGCUCAUCAAAAACGUGGUAGAAGAGAAGACCAAAGACACAAUUCUGAACUCUAUAUAGAGAGGAGACCACGGACAGGUGACAGUGAACCAUUCACCAAUGUACCAAAUGAGAAACAUUUUAGUGCCAAUAUGGAAUCCUCUAACUAUCAUGCAACAUUAGUAAAAGAUGGUGCUAAUGACUUACCAAAUGGAGAGUUUGAACAAAAGGGUCGAAGAAUUGGGCCAAUCAAACCAAUUGGAUCGAAUCUGAAUUCAACACAUGAUGAUAGAGAUAAAAUGUUUUCUUACAACAGUAACUCUAGAAAGAGAUCUGGUCCAAUAAAACCAGAACGACUACCAGAAACUGCCUACCCGGCCUUUAGCUGGAGACCAGGAGAUGAAUGUUUGGCUCUUUAUUGGGAAGAUAAUAAGUACUACAAAGCUGAAAUUGAAGCACUACAUUCUUCUGGAACGACAGCAGUGGUGAAAUUUAGUGAUUAUGGAAACUAUGAAGAAGUACUACUAGACAACAUCAAACCUAUUCAAGCAGAGGCAUGGGAAGAAGAGGGAGAAUAUGGAGACUCGCUGGAUUUCCGUAGGGGAGGUGAUGGACAGCCAAGGAGAUCUACUAGACCAACUCAACAGUUUUAUCAACCUCCCAGAGCACGGAACUGAUUGCUAAGAUCUAUACUAAAUUUCUCAAGGAAGAAUGGAAUGCUGCAGCUGUUUUCACGGAGUGGUAUAUUUUUCUAAUGAAUUGCCUUGCACUGUGGUAUCAAUAAACAUUUUGUGAACAAGUCUCAAAAUGUUGAGCUUUUAAGAUGCGUAUAGCUAGAUUUGUCAUACAGUUACUAGUUACACAGAUAAUUCUUAAUGGAGAAGCAUUUCUGUUGGCAUCAAUAAAACCUCAGUGCACCUCA